Molecule: messenger RNA, 1023 nt
Organism: Cyanidioschyzon merolae strain 10D
Lineage: Eukaryota; Rhodophyta; Bangiophyceae; Cyanidiales; Cyanidiaceae
Product: glyceraldehyde 3-phosphate dehydrogenase
Exons: 1
Coding region: 1-1023 (340 amino acids)
Biological process (GO): glucose metabolic process
Molecular function (GO): NADP binding; oxidoreductase activity, acting on the aldehyde or oxo group of donors, NAD or NADP as acceptor; NAD binding
Source: RefSeq, a predicted model, not a curated record
AUGGCAGUUCCUAAAGUUGGUAUCAACGGAUUAGGCCGGAUCGGCCGCCUCGUCCUUCGCGCGGCAGUAGAGAAAGGCACAGUCGAAAUCGUCGCGGUGAACGAUCCGUUUAUUUUCUCCGACGUCAGUUACGCAGCGUACAGCCUCAAGUACGACUCCACGCACGGCGCUUUUCCGGGCGAGAUCGGAACAGAUGGCGAGCAUUUGGUCAUCAACGGGAAGAAGAUAACGUGCUUUGCCAUCCGGGAUCCAGCCGAUAUCCCAUGGGCGUCGACUGGCGCCGAGUACGUCGUCGAGUCCAGUGGCGCAUUUACAACUGCCGAGAAGGCGUCUCUACACCUGAAAGGCGGCGCGAAAAAGGUGGUCGUUUCCGCACCUGCCAAGGACGUGCCCAUGUUCGUCAUGGGCGUCAACCACGACUCCUACACCAAGGACCUCCAAGUGGUAUCCAAUGCCUCUUGCACAACGAACUGCCUAGCGCCACUCGUCAAAAUCCUAGAUGAAGCCUUUGGUAUCGAAAACGGGCUCAUGAGCACGAUACACGCUGUGACAGCGACUCAGAGAACCGUGGACGGCCCGAGCAACAAAGACUGGCGCCGCGGGCGCAGCGCCAUGCUGUCUAUUAUACCGAGUAGCACCGGUGCAGCGAAAGCAGUCGGCAAAGUCUACCCGAAGCUUGACGGUAAAUUGACGGGCAUGGCUUUCCGGAUACCGGUGGCCCUUGUAUCAGUUGUUGACUUGACAGCGAAUCUGAAAACGCCCACGACCUACGAAGAAAUCAAACACGUCAUGAAGGCGGCGGCCGAGAAUCCCGAGUUCAAGGGGAUCUUCGGGUACACCGAAGACCCCAUCGUCUCAGCCGACCUGGCGCAUAGUUCGUACUCGUCCGUGUUCGACGCUCAAGCAGGCAUCAUGUUGUCACCGACCUUUGUGAAGCUCGUGAGCUGGUACGAUAAUGAAUGGGGAUACAGCAAUCGAGUGGUAGACUUGAUCACGCAUAUGGCAAAAGUCGACGCCGCUUGA